AUGGCGACAGAGUCGGCGAAGCGUUCUUCGGGCACGCGGUCCAUCGCCUUAUCUGCAGCUAAGGCAACCGCAGCAAUGGAAGAAGACGAAGGAGAAGAAGAAACCCUUUCAAUCCCAAAGCACGAGAAGGCCCUGGAACGUGGUUUACUCCGGAAAGUCGAUCUCCGGUUAUGCACAAUUGCUGGCAUUCUUUGCAGUUUGAAUCUGAUAGAUUCCGGCAUCAUUUCAUCUGCCGCCGUCACUACCAUGAUAGACGAUCUCUCCCUCCAUGGAAAUCGAUAUUCCGUGUCUAUUUUCAUCUUCACCGUUUCCAGCAUCGCUUUCCAACUUCCGUUUACGCUCGCAAUACGGUUCGUUGGGCCACGACUCUGGUUUUCAAUGACCACCAUUUGCUUUGGCCUGAUCACUCUAGGUACGGCUUUCGUGAAGACCUGGCAGCAAAUGAUUGUGCUGCGCGUCCUCUUGGGCAUGUCGAUGUCUGGCAUCUACCCGGGACUCACAUACCUUAUCAGCACGUGGUAUACGAGACGAGAGCAGCAACUUCGAUAUGCAUUCAUGCAAUCCAGCGAGGUAACGAUCCUAGCUACAGGCAGCAUCCUCAACUACGCUCUCAAUCAACUGGAUGGCAUAGCAGGGCUCCAAGGGUGGCGCUGGAUGUUCCUGGUCCAAGGCCUAAUUGCCUUUGGCAUGGGGAUAAUCACAUAUUGGUGGAUGAUCGAUUUCCCAGAUAAUGCGCACAACAGUUUCUGGUUCCUCGAUGAGGCCGAAAUAAAACUUGCCACCAAGAGAAUUGAACUCGACAGGCACGAUGCCAUCCUUGAUAAGAUCUCUUGGUCCAAGAUUGCGGUUAAUUUUCUCGACUUCAAACUUUAUGCGUUCAGCUGCCUGUUUUUCCUUCUUAAUAUCGUCUCGACCUCGCUCUCCUACUUCUUACCUAUCAUCCUCCAGUCAGGCAUGGGAUUUAGCACGAACAAGUCCAUUCUGUUAUCUUCUCCGCCAUACUACUAUGCUAUCAUACCUGUUCUUCUCACUUCGCUACUCGGCGAUAAAUUUCGUCUUCGUGGACCACUGAUCAUUUUCAACGCAUUAUCGCUCAUCGCCGGGUUCCUCAUGCUUGGCCUCCCAUCUUCAACGCAAGUCACUGUCCGUUAUAUCGGCACAUUCCUCGCCACCGGCGCAUAUGUUUCCAACUGGGCAGCAUUGAAUGCGUACCAGGCAAAUAACAUCGUUGGCCAAUGGAAACGAGCGACCAUAGCCGCAGCGGUGACUGCGUCCAAUGGGCUGGGAGGCAUCGCAGGCAGUUUUAUCGUGCGGUCUGUUGAGGCUCCAGCUUAUACCACUGCUGUGUGGGUAUCUAUCGGCUCCCAUAUCCUAAUGAUUGCAAUUGUCGGGAUGUUCUCCACAUAUUUCUACUUCGCAAACCGGCGACAACGAACGGGGAACUACGUGAUAGAGAACCUGUGUAGCAGCGAUGCUGACUGCGUGGAACGAGCUUCAGAUCACGGCGGAUAA
Molecule: messenger RNA, 1512 nt
Organism: Uncinocarpus reesii 1704
Lineage: Eukaryota; Fungi; Ascomycota; Eurotiomycetes; Onygenales; Onygenaceae
Exons: 4
Coding region: 1-1512 (503 amino acids)
Biological process (GO): transmembrane transport
Cellular component (GO): membrane
Molecular function (GO): transmembrane transporter activity
Source: RefSeq, a predicted model, not a curated record